This is a messenger RNA of Ailuropoda melanoleuca (giant panda), 1552 nucleotides long. RefSeq lists its product as uncharacterized. The transcript has 12 exons. Lineage: Eukaryota; Metazoa; Chordata; Mammalia; Carnivora; Ursidae. The record is from RefSeq and is a predicted model, not a curated record. Bases 186 to 1418 code for a protein of 410 amino acids.
GGCGCACGCGGGAGGCCGGCCGGCUAGGGACGCGGGGAUCGGCGCUCGAAUGGAGAAAUAGAAGCUUGAAAGACUUCGUAGAAUACCUAAGGCCACCCCAGUGAGUCAAGUGGUGGAGACAAGACUAAAAUUCAGGGCAAGGUACUAUUUUCAGAAUCCAGGUGGAGUCUUCACACAGUAAAACAAUGCCAAGAGAAAAGGAAGGAAAACAAAAAACUAAAGGAAUACCCGUGCCCAUCGUUCCAAUUCUUCAAAAGUUCCUGAAAACAUACGAGAAGCACUGUGCCCAGACGCAGACAUUUGUGUGUCCAGCCAUCAAACAGGACUUGAAAACCAGCAUCAGCAGUGAACGGAUUCUCAGGAAAUUUAUGCUUGUAAGACCUGAAGAGUCCCCGCCAAGCAUCCCACCAACUUCCUUGGAACCUUUGCUCAUGACAAUUCAAGAUGAGUGUUAUAUGCUGGGGAGAGAGAUCUGUAUCUGGAGCCUUCAGCUGAGCAACCCAGAGAUUGCCAGACUGGCCUCACUUCUGGAGUUGAGGGGGUGUGCCGCCUGCCCAUUUACCAGCCUGGAGCUCAUCAACUGCAGGAUGGAUCUGUGGUCCCUCGGGAGACUUGGGAGGGCUCUGCCAUGCAGCUGUCUGCGUUCUCUCGUCCUCGAUUACUGCAGAUUUGGAAAUGAAGAAAUUGAGAAUAUUUUCUCAGGCCUGGAGAACAACCAAAGGCUUCAAGUCCUCAGUCUGCGCUACUGUGGUCUGGGGCCGCAGAGCGGGCCACGGCUGGGCGCCAUCAUAUGCCAGAGCUCCAUCUGUGAGCUGCACCUUGAUGGCAAUUACUUACAGUGCUCCGGGGCUCUGGCUCUCCUCAGACCCGCAGCAGAGUACGCAGAGAAGCAGGGCAGAGACCAGCCGGCCACAUCCCCACCAGACCCUGGGAGUCCCCCUCAGCAGCUUCGGGUCAAACAGAGGGGAAGUUCAACUUUGAACCAGACUACAAAGUCACCUGGAGCUCUUCCAGGGAAAACCACUGCAGGGAAGGAGCGGAGGAAAAAAGGAAUCAAGAAAAAAAUAAAAGAUUUGACUGAAGCUGGCCCAUGGUUAGUGAAAUUGUAUUUGGCAGAUAAUGGCAUAGACAGAAAAGGAAAAGAAGGAGAAAAUGGCUUAUUGGAAUUCACUCAAAUUUUAACAUGCUUGAUCACAUACUCCGCUCACUUAAGGGAAAUUGACCUCGGAAACAAUGCCCUGGGAGAAAUGGCUGCUGCUGACAUACUUGAAGCACUGAGAGCCAGAAAGACAGGUAAACUCCCAGUCUUAAAAAUUAUAAUCACUCCUCAAGUCUCUUCAGACAUCUUCAGAUCUGUUUGGAAAAAUAGCAAGAAAUCUAGUAUUACCCGUAAAAAGAAGAAAGAGGUUAAAAACUGAAUAUGGAUGCCAUUUAUCUUUAUGGAUGCUAUCUAUUACCAUGGCCAACCAGACAUGUGUAAAAAGAUAUUGCUUGUUCUAUAAUAAUAGUUUUCACUGGAACCAAGCCCCUUUCAAGUUCUAAAAUUUGAUGA